GUUUGCUGGCAGUGGUUUCGGUGUUAAGUUCGGUUUCAGUUUCGUUGUCUAGCCAAGAGCUAGAUCCGUAUAUUUCAUUGACAAUGUUGCGAUUGGCCAGUUCCACAUAUAGUUCCAUAUGUUUUAUUGUCUUUUUAAAUUUUCUGUGGCUGCUGUUGUUGACGACGACGUCCGCCAAGCCAGCCAACUCCACUGAAUCAAGGCCGCCAAAUGAAAUGCAACAUGUUACCAGCUUUGUUGACCAGAAGCCGAAAUCCGGCGCCCGUGAGGAGUUUGACUUCGAGCGAAAUGAGGCGGAGGCAGUCAACUCGGCGCACUUGCAGGUGCUCUUCGGCAGUUUGUUGCAAUUGCCGGGUAAGGGAAAUAUGAGUCUGCAGUUGUCUUUGGAGACGGAUGACGAGCCGGUCAGUGAACGCAACAUGCUGGACGAUGAGAUGGAGGCCACUGGGGAGCAGCAUGAGGGCUUUACCGAAUCAUCGGAUGCCUGGCAUCGGGUCAAGCUUAAUAUUCCGGUCCUGGAGCCGGUCAAGCACUUGAUCAAUGCAGUGGGCGGCGGCGGAGUAAACGAUUCGCAUGUCAAGAGCAACACCCAUCGGCUAAUCGGUCACCAUGGCGUCCACGAAACGCACCAUAAUGGCGGGAACAUCAGCUCGCCGGCAAUCGAGACUGAGGAGGAUCGGGAGACGGCCAUAGACAGCACUGGAUUCGAUGUCCUCGAGACAUUGGGCACUGCGGGCACGGUACUCUUUGGAAUUUUGCAGAAUCUACGGAAGCUUUUUGCCGCUAGCGCUGGAAAUGCAAGUACCGCAUCUUCAGGCGGCGGCGGUGGAGCUAACUAGUUGACUUCCUUCGGGUCUU
Messenger RNA from Drosophila rhopaloa, 858 nucleotides. RefSeq lists its product as uncharacterized. The transcript has 2 exons. Bases 84 to 839 code for a protein of 251 amino acids. The record is from RefSeq and is a predicted model, not a curated record. NCBI's taxonomy places the organism in Eukaryota, Metazoa, Arthropoda, Insecta, Diptera, Drosophilidae.